AUGAGGAGGAACGACCUGGGGAGACUCCGCGGGGACACGGGGCCCCCAAACCGAGGUGACGGACACCCCACACGGACACGGGGCCCCCAAACCGAGGUGACGGACACCCCACACGGACACGGGCCCCCAAACCGAGGCGACAGACACCCCACACGGACACGGGGCCCCCAAACCGAGGUGAUCCACCCCCCACACGGACACGGGACCCCCAAACUGAGGCGACGGACACCCCACACGGACACGGGGCCCCCAAACCGAGGCGACAGACACCCCACACGGACACGGGGCCCCCAAACCGAGGCGAGGACACCCCACACGGACACGGGGCCCCCAAACCGAGGCGAGGACACCCCACACGGACACGGGACCCCCAAACCGAGGCGACGGACACCCCACACGGACACGGGGCCCCCAAACCGAGGCGACGGACACCGGACACGGGGCCCCCAAACCGAGGUGACGGACACCCCACACGGACACGGGCCCCCAAACCGAGGUGACGGACACCCCACACGGACACGGCCCCCAAACCGAGGUGACGGACACCCCACACGGACACGGGGCCCCCAAACCGAGGUGACGGACACCCCACACGGACACGGGCCCCCAAACCGAGGUGACAGACACCCCACACGGACACGGGCCCCCAAACCGAGGACCCCCAAACCAAGGCGAGUACACCCCACAUGGACACAGGACCCCCAAACCGAGGCGAGUACACCCCACACAGACACAGGACCCCCAAACCGAGGUGACGGACACCCCACACGGACACGGGGCCCCCAAACCGAGGUGACGGACACCCCACACAGACACAGGACCCCCAAACUGAGGCGAGUACACCCCACACGGACACAGGACCCCCAAACCAAGGCGAGUACACCCCACACGGACACAGGACCCCCAAACCGAGGCGAGUACACCCCACACGGACACAGGACCCCCAAACCGAGGCGAGUACACCCCACACGGACACAGGACCCCCAAACCGAGGCGAGUACACCCCACACGGACACAGGACCCCCAAACCGAGGCGAGUACACCCCACACGGACACAGGACCCCCAAACCGAGCCCCGGCAGCCGGGCAGGCCUGGCAGGCCGCGCCCUCGCAGCCAGGCCCCAGCCUCCCCUCGCCACGCCCCGGGUGGCCCGCUGGGCCCCGGCCCUCCCCACGCCCUGCCCGGCCCGCUCCCCGGCCCUCCCCACGCCCUGCCCGGCCCGCUCCCCGGCCCUCCCCACGCCCUGCCCGGCCCGCUCCCCGGCCCUCCCCACGCCCUGCCCGGCCCGCUCCCCGGCCCUCACCACGCCCCGGGUGGCCCGCUCCCAGGUGGCCUCCACCCCGCCCUGCCCGGCCCGCUGGGCCCCGGCCCUCACCACACCCUGCCCAGCCCGCUCCCCGGCCCUCCCCACGCCCCGGGUGGCCCGCUCCCCGGCCCUCACCAUGCCCCGGGUGGCCCGCUCCCUGGCCCUCACCACGCCCCCGGUGGCCCGCUCCCAGGUGGCCUCCACCCCGCCUGUCUUCUGCGAACGGGUCUUCUGGUCUCACCUGAGCGGGGUCCAUGCGCCCAGCCCCCCCCACCCCCAGGCUUCCCAAUGA
Messenger RNA from Perognathus longimembris pacificus (Pacific pocket mouse), 1599 nucleotides. Its product is annotated as extensin-like. The coding region runs from base 1 to 1599 and encodes 532 amino acids. The transcript has 5 exons. The record is from RefSeq and is a predicted model, not a curated record. Lineage: Eukaryota; Metazoa; Chordata; Mammalia; Rodentia; Heteromyidae.